Molecule: messenger RNA, 1626 nt
Organism: Vigna angularis (adzuki bean)
Lineage: Eukaryota; Viridiplantae; Streptophyta; Magnoliopsida; Fabales; Fabaceae
Product: EH domain-containing protein 1-like
Exons: 16
Coding region: 1-1626 (541 amino acids)
Biological process (GO): endocytosis; endosomal transport
Cellular component (GO): intracellular membrane-bounded organelle; plasma membrane; cytoplasm
Molecular function (GO): GTP binding; calcium ion binding; protein binding
Source: RefSeq, a predicted model, not a curated record
AUGGGACUUGAGAUAGUGCCAAUCAAUUCAACUUUUGAAGACUAUCAAACCCUAUAUGAAGAGUGGUUCAAUUAUGUAGAUGCAGAUGGAGAUGGUCGCUUUACAGGAAAAGAAGCCAUCAAGUUUUUGGCCAUGUCAAACUUGUCACGACAAGAAUUAAAACAGGUAUGGGCCAUUGCAGAUUCAAGACGAGAAGGAUAUCUAGGUUUCAAAGAGUUUGUCACUGCUAUGCAGCUUGUUUCUUUAGGACAAUGUGGAUACUCAAUAACACAUGAUCUAUUAACUAGUGAUGCUAUGAAAUAUGUAAAACCACCCACAAUGGAAGGUUUAGAUGCAUUAAUUGCAAAGAAAAAACGCAAACAUAAAGAUAAAGAAUUAAGUGGUAAUGUAUAUCCUCAACCAUCACCUGCAAGUAGUUGGUUUUCUGGAAAGUCGAAAAAAGAGGUAUCUGUGGCUUCAGUGACAUCAGUUAUAGAUGGUUUGAAGAAACUUUAUCUUCAAAAGUUGAAGCCUUUAGAAGUUGCAUACCAAUACAACGAUUUUGUCUCUCCUUUUUUGGCAAAUAGCGACUUUGAUGCCAAACCUAUGAUUCUACUUUUGGGUCAAUAUUCUACUGGAAAAACAACAUUCAUUAAACAUAUGCUUAGAACUACUUAUCCAGGAGCUCAUAUUGGACCAGAGCCAACAACAGAUAGGUUUGUUGUUGUCAUGUCUGGACCUGAUGAAAGAAGCAUUCCUGGGAACACUGUUGCUGUCCAAGCAGACAUGCCAUUUAGUGGUCUUACUACAUUUGGCACAUCAUUUUUGUCCAAAUUUGAGUGUUCUCAAAUGCCUCAUCCUUUAUUGGACUACAUUACAUUUGUCGAUAGCCCUGGAGUUUUGUCGGGAGAAAAACAAAAGACACAAAGACAAUAUGAUUUUACUGGUGUAACAUCGUGGUUUGCUGCUAAAUGUGAUUUAAUACUCCUUUUGUUUGAUCCUCACAAACUUGAUAUUAGCGAUGAGUUCAAACGUGUGAUAUCAUCCCUAAAAGGAAAUGAUGACAAAAUUCGAGUGGUCUUAAACAAGGCAGACCAAGUUGAUCCUCAACAAUUAAUGAGAAUAUACGGUGCAUUGAUGUGGUCACUUGGAAAAGCAUUAAAUGUUCCCGAAGUCAUGCGUGUAUAUAUUGGUUCUUUCAACGAGAGGUCUAUACAAGAUUCCAUCUGUCCACUUGAAGAUGAAAUAUUUCAAAAAGAACAAGAUGAUCUUCUAUCAGAUCUAAAAGAUAUACCAAAGAAAGCUUGUGAUCGUAAAAUCAAUGAAUUUGUAAAACGAGCUAGAUCUGCUGUGAUACAUGCUUACAUUAUGGGUCAUCUUAAGAAGCAAAUGCCUUCUAUGAUAGGAAAAGCUAAAGCUCAACAAAAACUCAUUGAUAAUUUGGAAGAUGAAUUUUUAAAGAUACAAAGGGAGUUUCAUCUACCAGCUGGUGAUUUUCCAGAUGUUGAGCAAUUCAAAGAGACCUUGAACUGUUAUAACAUUGACAAAUUUGAAAAAUUGAAUAAAAAGAUGAUACAGACAGUGGAAGAUAUGCUUGCCUAUGAUGUUCCAAAACUCUUGAGUACAUUCAGAAAUCCAUAUGGUUAA